Messenger RNA from Saprolegnia diclina VS20, 2784 nucleotides. RefSeq lists its product as hypothetical. The transcript is spliced from 2 exons. NCBI's taxonomy places the organism in Eukaryota, Oomycota, Saprolegniomycetes, Saprolegniales, Saprolegniaceae. The record is from RefSeq and is a predicted model, not a curated record. Bases 1 to 2784 code for a protein of 927 amino acids.
AUGAGCAAGAAGCGGCGCGUCGCCAAGACGUCGACGAAUGCGGCGGCGACGCCAUCGAUGCCAGCAGUCGGCGACGUCAAGCUCUACGAAGAUGCGCUGGCGCUGCUCAAGCCGCAGGUCUUGUCGACACCGCCGCUGGUCUUUAACAUGGCGUCCAACCUCCAGCCGCUGGUGCGCAUCGACGACGACGACUGGCUUGGCCUCCCGCUCUGCACGCUGCAAGCUACACACGUGCUGUCGACGUACGGCAACGGCGCAGCGUGCGCGGUCGUACCCGGAAGCCGCCUCCGCUUUGACAACCCGGCGUGGCAAGCCGAGCUCGAUGGCGUCGUUCGUUCAAAAGUGCAAUCAGCAUUUCUCGCGUCCGGGGCGUUUACGUACGAGCUCGCGCACUUGGCGAUCGACACGGUAGGUCGGAGCGAGAGCUUGCGGCCAGCGACGCGGCCAAGCAACGCGUUUGGCACACUCUGCAUCGCGCUGCCGUCGUACGCGGUAGGCGAUGCACCUCGGUUCGGUGCAGUUCCCAUGUACACGUCGGUGCCGCUCAUGACCGCGCGUUGCGCCCUUGCUCUUUCGUCCACGCCGAUCUCGGCAGGUACAAUCACGGCCGGCCGCCGGGUACUGCUUGUCUACCAUCUGCUCCAUGACCGUCCAACGGACCGGGUGCGCGCGGCGGCGGCGGCCGUUGCAACCGUCGCACGCCGACCGUCGCCGACGAUCAACAUCUUUGGCAUGGGCGUGCUCAAUCCCGGCAACCUCACGCUAGAUGAGAAGGCCGUUGUCGCAGCGCUGCUCCCGUCGCACGAUCUCGUUAUCGUCGAACAUACCUACGCGCGCGGCAGCUUCACGGGCGGUCUGGCGACGUGGGCAUUUGCUGACGGUGCCGAGAAGAACGUCGAGGCGCUCCAGUCGUGCAUUGGCCACGUUACUGUCCAAGCGUGGCUGUACGGUAAUGGCACAAACCCGCGGUUUGGCCUCGUCUUUUGGACCAAGCCGUACCGGGCGACGAUGUCGGAGCUCUCGGCCAUCGCCCGCGCCCUCUACGACCAUAGCUUCAACCCAGCAAGCGACGUCGACCUCUUUGGCCGCGCCAGUGUCGACGACCUCAUUUGCGCCGUGCUGCCGCGCUUCCAGCAACCCCACGAGUUGCACGACUACCUGUACUUUACAGCUGUCAUUCUCUUCCACGAAGCACUCGGCCGCCUUCAGCGACUGCAGUGGCUCGACGUCUUCUUCUCCGACAUCUUUCUCGUGGGACCUACGAUACACGACGUGCUCUUUGAUAUGGGCGCCAACCUCGCGCGCGACAUUGCGACGUUUGGCUGGGCCAAAAUGGCGCCGCCGCUAUUGCGCUUGAUCCAGCGCUGGGCGACGCGCACGGACGCCGACAUUUACCACGGCUACCGCCUCGUAACCAGCCUCGCCGGCGUCGCCGACCGCCGCCCUAAUGGUCCCAACGGCAUCGACGUUCCGCUCUUUGAAGUCUGCGAUGCCGUGGCCGCGCCCCAUCUCACCGAGUGGGUCGUCGACGCGUUCGCUGCGUUGGCCGAUGGCAUGCGACACAUGCCGCAUACGGAGUACGACCGCGCUGACGAGGAUGCCGACAUUCCGUUGCUGGCACUGCGCCUUCUGAAGGGUCACCUACUUUUGGAGGUGUUUGUCGCGCGAGCGCCACUGACCGACCGGUGGCUCUACGGCGCGCUGCCGGACGUCAUCGUGGCCAACGUGGCGUCGUUCCGAGGCCCGCGCUGGAGUCUGGCCGAGCUGUGUCUUGAGCACGAUUUCAACACCAUGUACGACGUCUUGCCCGCCCUCGGCGACGUCCUCCGGCACGGCUACCACCCGUCGCUCGACAAAUGGAUCGGCUACGUCCUGGACGCCUACGACAACGAUGAGCACGGCGUCGACUCGGCGCUCACUAUCGAGAUGAUGGCCGCGCUUCUCGCACUCGGUGCGGCCACCAACACGUUUUUGUCGUUGCUGGACCGUCUCGCGAUGACGUGGCGGCUUGCGAUGGCACCAGCGAUCGUCGCCUUCUUGCACGACUGGCCGACGCUUGUGACACCCAUCAUGGUCGAGCUCUGCGGCAACCUGCUGCUCUUCUUUGCAAGUGACAAGGAAGGGCACUACGUCGGCAGGAUCUACGAUGGCGAGGACGGCUACUUCGACGAAGACUAUUUGGAAGAAAUGGAAGACUACAGUGAGGACGCGUCCGACAGCGACAACGAGUUUGACCCGUUUGACGAGAAUCGCAGCCCGCUCCUGGGUCGGCUCCGACGCCACUACAUCCACGGCGCCAGGAGCCCGCUCGUCAAGGACAUGACCACGUACGCCGUGCUCAAGCGCUUCAACGACAUGUGUCCGUCGCACCCGCGGGUGUUUGUGCGGCUCGCCGACGGCCUCCUAUCGACGCUGCCCAUAGUCUUUCCGCGUCACGCCGUUCUUCAUGGGUACGCUCUACCGAGCCUCAUGAUCCGCGCUCCGUGCUGCUACAGUUGCGAGAGCUUCAACUCGUUCCUGAUCAACCCGGGCAAGGACAAAUGCUCAUUUCCCGUCUGCAAGAAGGUACUCGCCGUCGUCGCAUUCUACCCGCAGCGCUUGCGCAAGUCGCGCGUGUACUCGAUCGACCGUGCGCACAUUGCCAUCAACAAGGUGCGCCAGCCCGGCCAAGCAACAGCCCGAGCGGUGCGGGCGCACAUGCAACGCCAGACACCGCCGCACAGCAACUUGGCCCGCGCGCGCCAACUGGCCAAGCGCGUCGAGGACGCCCGGCGCCGUCUGUAG